AUGGUGGAACGAAUUGAUGCCGACGAAGACACUGCGGUUCUCCUUUGUUUGACACCGAGUGGCAAGGAUUAUAUUAUUUCCUCAGUCGAUGCUGAGUGGAUAGAAGCGAAAACAUCAUCAAAUGAACUUUACAGCGGAUUGACGAUAUUGGAUCUUCCUGACAAUUCGUUGAUCAACCUAGAAACUCAGACCAUAGAACUCGAAGCGCCGCCAGUGUUGGUCAACAAUGAGAGUACGAUAAGGCACCGAGGUCGCAAACUUACCGCUGUAAUAGGUGUAAAGACUAUACUGGCGGUUAGAGUAAUAGCAGCGAACGCAGAAACAUCCCCGUCCGAAGCGCAAUUAGCCAGCGAUAUAUUUGGUGGCGAUGGCCUCGAUUUUGUGAAUGUGAGAUCGCAAUACUUGGCAUGUUCUCACGGAAAGCUUGAUUUUCAGAAAGCAACCGGCAGGAGCGGGUUAUCCACGAGCAUUUAUAAUGGUGUUGUUACAGUACAAGUGGAUAAAGCGACAUCCGUUGGUGCCAGAAAUAUGGUGAAUGCGGUCAACGACGAGCUGACGCGACAGUUCAACACUCAUCCCUCGAAUCUGGCAUCAUAUGUCAUGUACUUUUUGCCUGCUGGAACCUUCGGAGGCUUUGCUUAUGCUUACAUGAAUGGUUAUCGGUCGAUUUUCAACGACCGUUUCGCAUAUGCGGUCUCGAUUCAAAUGCACGAACUAGGACACAACUUGGGAUUAGGGCACUCGGGGCAUGGCGGUGACAAAUACGGAGACCAAAGUGGACUAAUGGGAUACUCCUACGGAAACGACGAAGCACCAAAAAUGUGUUUCAAUGCGGCGAAAAGUUGGCAACUGGGAUGGUACGCUGACAAGACCGGAAGUGCCACACCAUCGGGCAAGUUCCAGUUCGCUGGGCGACUAGGAAGCAUCGUUGACUAUCCGACAACGAAUACACGCGUCCUAAUUGAAAUCAAGGAGAGUACUUCUGAAUGGGCGUACUACUUGAACUAUAAUGCGGCAAAGGGAUUCAAUAUUGGGACGGCUGAAGGACGAAAUAGUGUACUUAUAACAAAGAAGCACACUGGUAGUCCAGGGCACCAGUCCCUCUUGCUCUCAAUACUGCAGAAUGGCGGUAGUUACAGUAUACCGGACUUUAAUGGUAAGCCGGGCGAGACUUUGAAAGUGGAAGUUCAUGCGAUGACAGCGGAUGAAGCGUACAUUUCUGUCAAGUUGGAUGGGUCGCCCACCCGAGCACCUUCUUCCUCGCCUUCCAAUAGCCCUUCGAAGGCGCCAUCAGGUAAGUUUGACGUCCUACGACCGAAUCCGGCUCAUAUGAUUAAAUGCUGA
Messenger RNA from Cylindrotheca closterium, 1344 nucleotides. Lineage: Eukaryota; Bacillariophyta; Bacillariophyceae; Bacillariales; Bacillariaceae. The record is from the annotation of a GenBank genome assembly.